GGAAAGGAAAAUGUAAGAAACCAGUGGCAUGUAUUACCCCAAAACUUUCUUGUGGAUCAGAAGUGUCUUGUCCUCUCUUCUUCAGGUUCCUCUCUUCUUCUGCUGUACGUCCAUCAAUCCUCUGUUAUUUCCUCGAACUAAAACAACCCAGAAAACUAAACUAAAAGAAAAGACAAAGCAAAGAAGAAGAGAAAUGUUGCACCAUUGAACAGGAAGAAAAAAAUAGGACGUUGAAAUUAGCAAAAGGCUAUCUUUACUGAUACAUAACCUAAAAAAUGGCAAUCUUGGGUGGAGGAGGAAUAGGAGUUUCAAGCUUCUCAUACCCAUCUUCACAAUUCAGUAGGAAAGCCAGGGUUGCAUCCUCUUCCUGCUUCCUCACACUAUCACUGCUGAUGGUUGGUAAAUCUGCCAAUAAACAUGGAUGUAAUGUUUGUUCUGCUGUGCAAGAAUCCUCCUCUUCUGCAGCUGUAGCCACUGAGAAGAAGGAAGUGAAGAAAGAGGAAAAGGCAGCACCGGCUAAGCCUAAACCUCCAGCAAAAGCACCUGUAAAGACACUACCUAAGAUGAUGGAGGAAGAUAUCAUCCCUUCUCUCAAAACUAUUCUUGAAGCUCAAGAAGAUAUAUCUCAACUUGAAUUAUCUUUCCAAGAAAAUAAGUUGGAAGGCUCCUUUCUAAAGAAGAGAAAUCCCUAUUCAUUUUGGGCAUUCUUCCCAACCGGAACCCUUACAGGUCCGAAAGGUUUUUCACUCUCUUCCUAUGGCUCUGAAGCAAGCACUGUUGAACCCUUUCUUGUUGAUGAGAAGAAAAUUACAGCCAAACAUGUUGUCUUUUGGGUUGAAAAGCGGUUGGCUGCACAAGGGAUUAUUCCUGUUUGGAAAGACUGAUUACCUGUAAAUUUUCCAAUUCAUUCAGGUGUACUAUAAUCCCUUAUUGCAUUUUUUUUUUUGGGUUCUGCCUAGAAUACAUCAUAAUAAAAUUAACACAUCAACAAGAUCUACUUCCA
Carica papaya (papaya) is the source of this 1003-nucleotide messenger RNA. Its product is annotated as DUF2996 family protein. The record is from RefSeq and is a predicted model, not a curated record. Lineage: Eukaryota; Viridiplantae; Streptophyta; Magnoliopsida; Brassicales; Caricaceae.